GGGCUGCCGGCCUUCUCCCUCUCCUCCUUCGACAUGCUCUACCCCGAGGACGGCGGCUGGGCUGCCAAGGGCCCCGGGGCCAGUGCCCGGGAGGAGCCGCCCGAGGAGCCCGACCAGUGCCCGGUCAUCGACAGCCAAGCCCCGGGGGGCAGCCUGGACGUGGGGCCGGGCGGGCUGAGCCUGGAGGAGCACUCCCUGGAGCAGGUGCAGUCCAUGGUGGUGGGCGAGGUGCUCAAGGACAUCGAGACGGCCUGCAAGCUGCUCAACAUCGCUGCAGACCCCGUGGACUGGAGCCCUGGCAACGUGCAGAAGUGGCUCCUGUGGACAGAGCACCAGUACCGGCUGCCCCCCGUGGGCAAGGCCUUCCAGGAGCUGGCGGGCAAGGAGCUCUGCACCAUGUCGGAGGAGCAGUUCCGCCAGCGCUCGCCCCUGGGUGGGGACGUGCUGCACGCCCACCUGGACAUCUGGAAAUCAGCGGCCUGGAUGAAAGAGAGGACCUCGCCUGGGGCGGCUCACUACUGCGCCUCCACCAGCGAGGAGAGCUGGACGGACAGCGAGGUGGACUCCUCCUGCUCCGGGCAGCCCAUCCACCUGUGGCAGUUCCUCAAGGAGCUGCUGCUCAAACCUCACAGCUACGGUCGCUGCAUCCGGUGGCUCAACAAGGACAAGGGCAUCUUCAAAAUUGAGGACUCGGCCCAGGUGGCCCGGCUGUGGGGCAUCCGCAAGAACCGGCCGGCCAUGAACUACGACAAGCUGAGCCGCUCCAUCCGCCAGUAUUACAAGAAGGGCAUCAUCCGCAAGCCCGACAUCUCGCAGCGCCUGGUCUACCAGUUCGUGCACCCCGUCUGAGGGCCAGCCAGGCCCCGAGAGUGCCCUCCCGGCCUCGCCCUGGGCAGCGGGCAGAAAGGGCCAUCUGGUGGUGAUCUGGGGUCCCAGGUCAGGCAGGGGCUGGCCCGCGGCUCCCGGGGGGCCGGGGGGCGGGUUACUUCCACCUCGGACCCCACCGCUCAACACCCAGUGUACUGGGGCCCGGCGCAGCCAGGACGAGCUGGGGCUGCUCUUAGUGACUGCUGCUCGCCUGAGAAGGGCCUCCCUCCGCCAUUCUGACCCCGAUCUCCAGACCAGAGCUGCAGAACGGCCGUGACUCGGCUGAGGCCACCGCAAGCCUGCGCUCUGCUACACCCCCUGCCACCCAUUCUGCCACGUGCCUGGCAUGGUGCUGGGAGACGCGUGCACCCCUGGGUUGGGGAGCCAGGGGGCCCUUGGGAAUGGGUAAUAAAGA
Tupaia belangeri chinensis (Chinese tree shrew) is the source of this 1282-nucleotide messenger RNA. RefSeq names its product SAM pointed domain containing ETS transcription factor (gene SPDEF). Gene Ontology annotation, cellular component: nucleus. Gene Ontology annotation, molecular function: DNA-binding transcription factor activity, RNA polymerase II-specific; sequence-specific DNA binding. The annotation marks the transcript as partial. NCBI's taxonomy places the organism in Eukaryota, Metazoa, Chordata, Mammalia, Scandentia, Tupaiidae. The transcript has 5 exons. The record is from RefSeq and is a predicted model, not a curated record. Gene Ontology annotation, biological process: cell differentiation; regulation of transcription by RNA polymerase II.